Molecule: messenger RNA, 9365 nt
Organism: Plodia interpunctella (Indianmeal moth)
Lineage: Eukaryota; Metazoa; Arthropoda; Insecta; Lepidoptera; Pyralidae
Gene: flfl
Product: falafel
Exons: 10
Coding region: 359-2746 (795 amino acids)
Biological process (GO): protein dephosphorylation; DNA damage response
Cellular component (GO): protein phosphatase 4 complex; nucleoplasm
Molecular function (GO): protein phosphatase activator activity
Source: RefSeq, a predicted model, not a curated record
GACCUAAAAUGUUUUGUAUUUUAUAAAGUUAAAACUGUGUAGUGAAAGGCGAACAAGUUGUAUUGUUUUGUUUGUGAUUUCCGAUAAUUUUGUGAUUAUUCCAUUGUUGUACAAAAUUCGAGGACCAUUUUCAUAGUUGUUCAUAAAAACAUAUAAGUUAUAGUUAGCUGAGACUAUAUAUGAUAUCUUUCUACUCGUAGAUUGGUUGGAUUUUGAGCAAACCCGAAAACAAGAUUGAAUAAGUGCACAUGCUUUUAUACAAAUGGGAGUUAAAUAAUAUUUUACUUGGGUGCAAUAGAAUAGCGCCGUAAUAAUUGAUUCAAUAUUUGAGUACAUAAUCGUUAGAGCGCUGACGAUCAUGACAGACACAAGACGAAGAGUAAAGCUUUAUGCUCUGAAUGCUGACCGGCAAUGGGACGACAGAGGUACAGGCCAUGUGUCUUCAUGUUACGUGGAGAGGCUGAAGGGCACAUCGUUGCUUGUUCGUGCGGAAUCAGAUGGAUCUCUUCUCUUGGAGAGUAAAAUACAGCCAGAUACGGCAUAUCAGAAGCAGCAGGACACCUUGAUCGUGUGGUCUGAAGGCGACAACUUUGAUUUGGCAUUGAGUUUUCAAGAGAAAGCUGGUUGUGAUGAAAUAUGGGAAAAGAUAUGUCAGGUACAAGGCAAAGAUCCAUCAGUUGAAAUCACGCAAGACAUAGUGGAGGAAUCUGAAGAUGAACGUUUUGAUGAAAUGUCAGACAGUGUGCAGCCUGUGGAGUUGCCCGCUUGUGAAAUGGGUCGUUUAGAGGACAUCAGUGAAUUGGUUAACAGUUGCCUAGUCUCUCAAGCCCGCAAAGACAAGUUGGCAGCCGCACUGGAGACCCAACACUACAUAAAGAAACUACUAAAUCUCUUCCAUAUGUGCGAGGAUAUUGAAAAUAUUGAGGGAUUGCAUCAUCUAUAUGAAAUUUUCAAAAGUAUAUUUCUUUUGAACAAAAACACUCUAUUUGAUACAAUGUUUGCAGAUGACACUAUAUUUGAUGUAGUUGGCUGUCUGGAGUAUGACCCAAGCCUUCCUCAGCCCAAAAAACACAGAGAGUAUCUCAGAGAGCUUGCUAAAUUCCGUGAAGCCAUUCCCAUAAAAAAUCAGGACUUGCUAGCUAAAAUACAUCAAACAUACAGAGUACAGUACAUUCAGGACAUUGUCCUACCUACUCCUACAGUUUUUGAGGAUAAUUUGCUAAGCACACUGUCUAGUUUUAUAUUUUUCAAUAAGGUAGAAAUAGUGAAGCUCAUCGAGGAGGAUGAUAAGUUUUUAACUGACUUAUUUAAGUUGCUAAUGGAUGAUAAGACAUUGGACACUAAAAGACGAGAUUUAGUACUAUUUUUAAAAGAGUUUUGUAAUUUUUCACAAAAUCUACAACCUCAAGAUAAGGAUGCAUUCUAUAAAACCCUGGUAUCCCUGGGGAUCCUGCCAGCAUUAGAAAUUACACUAAGUAUAGAUGAUCAAAAGACGAAGACUGCAUCUAUAGAUAUUUUAACUUAUAUAGUUGAGUUUUCACCAUCAGUUGUAAGGGAUUAUACAUUACAACAUGCUAAUAAUACAGAAGAGGAACAUAUGCUGUUAAAUAUUGUGAUAGAACAGAUGCUUCGGGAUCGAGAUCCGGAACUGGGUGGAGCGGUGCAGCUAAUGGGAGUGUUACGUAUUCUGCUAGAUCCCGAGAGUAUGCUGGCAUCUGUUAAUAAAAGUGAAAAAGCAGACUUUCUCAAUUUCUUCUAUAAACACAGUAUACAAACUCUUACAGCUCCGUUACUAGAGAACACAACUGGUGAGAAGCCCUUGAAGGAGGACUACCACACUGUGCAGCUAUUAGGGCUAGUCUUGGAGCUCCUAUCAUUCUGUGUUGAACAUCACACAUACCAUAUCAAAACCUGUAUACUAAAUAAGGACCUCCUACGUCGCAUCUUGGUGCUGAUGAGAUCUACACACACGUUCCUGGUCCUCGGGGCCUUAAGGUUCAUGAGGAAGAUCAUUGCACUUAAAGAUGAAUACUAUAACCGGUACAUAAUAAAAGGGAACCUAUUUGCUCCAGUUGUUGAUGCAUUCUUGAGGAAUAAUGGCAGAUAUAAUUUACUUGACUCUGCCGUCCUAGAAUUAUUUGAAUUCAUCAAACUGGAAGACAUUAAAUCAUUAUGUUCGCAUGUAGUAGAGAACUACGGCAAGAUUUUGGAGGAUGUGGAGUAUGUACAGACUUUCAGAAGUUUAAAAAUGCGAUAUGAUCAGCAUCAGGAUAAAUUAAAGGAGCGGGAGAGAGUGAGCGGCAGCGUGGGCGUGGGCGUGGGCGUGGGCGUGGGCGUGGCGGAGGCGGUGGUGCCGUCGCUGCUGCGCACGCGCUACCGGCGCGAGGCGCGCGCGCCGGACGACGAGGAGGAGAUGUGGUUCAACGACGACGACGAGCUCGACGACGACGCGCCCAUCGACGCUCCGGCCACGCAGCACGCGCACCAUGCGCUUGACGCCAUCGGUAAAAUAGUAGAGAAAAAAGUGUGCGGCGCGGCGGAAACAGUGAAUGGCCCGAGUCGGGUUCUCCUCACGGCGAGCUCCAACAGCAAGCCGCCGCUCGCCGACGUUCAGGUAUCCGAGCCCAGUUUACUCAAUAAGGGCUUGGUGGACUACGACGGCGAUUCGGACGAGGAGGAGGAGACCGGCGCCGGCAACAGCGGCAGCUCCGACGAGCGCGACGCGAAGCGGCCGCGGCUCGCGUAGUGCUGCCGCUGCCGGCGCCGGGGACGCAGCAACGACCGCCCAGUGACGUGAUGUAAGAGAACUGUUUGUUUGAACACGUGAACGUUGGGGACGUCUCAUCACAUACUAUCUAGAAAUCCAUCAGUAGAUCCAGCGAUGUGGAUAAUGUGGAAAGCGUGAACGUCCAACGAUGUGGAAGUCAGUUAACAUGAGAAUGUUGGGAACUUCUCAUCACAAUCUCAUAAUCUUGAAAUGAUCCAGCGUUGUGGACGUAAGCUAUCGAACGCUCGUUGAAGUAAGUAAGAACGUCUCAUCACAAAAGUUCUCAAAUUUUUUCCGUUGCUAACUAGGAAUAUAGCCGGAUCCAGUGGAUGUAAGCUAGCGUACGAUCUUAUGGAUGGUUUAGACGUGACGUCAUCACAUAAUCUGUUUCAAAAUUAUCUCUUGAUAUGCGAUCUGUUUCUUGGUUUUACGAUUAGGUAGUGGAUCCUUUGCGGCUGCGUGGGCGAAACGUCUCAUUGCCUAAUGUUCUUUCUUGAAAUUGUAAAUAUCUUGUAAUUGAUUUCGAAAACUUUAUAUAUUUAAAAUAAUGUUAUGAUAGAAAUGAUAAAAGCCUGUUAUGUGAUGAGACAAAAACGUGUCGCUUGACGUAGCCGAGAAGUUAUAUGGCGUGUAGCGACGCAUAAUGAAUCGCGUGAGUCGACCUGACAAUAGCUUUUUCAUUGGUAGACAGUUUUUGAACGGCAUAACGUUUUGGUACACGCUCCGCCUAUUUCUUGACGGGACCGUUAAUUUCAAUCGUAUGGAGUGACGAGCACCGCGUAGUAUAGGAGCGGGCUCGGUGGUGAAUUGUUAUGGCGGGUGUACAAUUACACGUGACUUCAUAUGGUGAGACACUUGUGUGCGCCUUCGGGGUCAUUCGUCGUCGGUACAACCCAUUAGAUGGUUUAGAUAAAUUAAUUAUUGUAUAAAUAUACCAAAUUAUACAGCAGAAUAUCCGUCUUAGUUUCACAUGUUCGUCUCGCUGAAGGAUGCGGCGAUUGUGUUUAACCUUUAAUAUUGUUGUGUUUACAAAAUGGCGCCUCACUCGUGCCCUGUUCCGAUAUGAUUGGGGUAUUUCGUUCUUGUUGGGUAUAAUUUCGUGUUUAUGAACAUUGUAAGAAAAAGUAUGUACAUUUUAAUUUAUUACAAAAAUCGUAUGUGUUGUGUGUUAAUUGUGACUAUUAUAAAAGUGAGUAAACGCUGUAAUGUAGCUGAAUUUAAUUGGUAUAUAAAAUAUUUUUAGAUUGCACUAUGACACCUUUGUCUAAAGUUUAUCAAUUUAUGGAAUAGAAUCGAAAAGAAUUUAAAUUAUUUAUUAAUUUGAGGAAUUUCACAAGUUUUUACUUGCUUUGGUUCAACUAAUGUGUAGUUUUAAUCAUAACAUUCUCUUACUUGGAUAUGGCUAAACUUAAAUAACGUUGUAUCGACUGUAUUUUCGAUUGGAUGUCGGCCAUAAAAUGCGUUUUAUACUAAUAUUCACAGAAUUUUCAACUUAUUUUCAGCAAUUUUUUUAAAGAAAAUAUUAUUCGUCUCUCACUAUUUGUUGGUAACAUUUUGAUUACAUUAUAUCAUGUUAUAAAAGGAAUACAAUUUUGAUAAGCCUUUUUAUACACUUUAAAAAUUAAUAUCUUCGCACAUUAUAUGUUACUUAUAUAAUGCAUAAGUUGUAAUGUGCAAAGGUAUUGACUUUUUGAAGUAAUUUUUGUCAGUAAAGUAGGAUCGUAUAAUAGCGGCAUCGAGAUCAUCUGUUAUUCUUUACAAGUAGCUUGACUAAAACCCUCUUUAUACCAAUAACACUAGGUUUGAUGUUCCACUACUACGACAGUAGCUGAAUGUUUGUAGUCUAAUAUCAAUUUUAUUAUUAUUGCUAUAAAGUUGGUUUUAGUUUAUCUUUCGCUCGUAGUUGUCAGUGAUGGAUUACAAUAAAUGUGAGACGCGGAUGCAUGUGCAUGAAUAAACUCAUCAAAUGUGUCAAUUUAUAUUGUUUUGACAUAGAAUAUAUCUAAUUUUAGUCACAGACGAUGCGACCAGAAAGGAAUGCACGUAUUUAAUAGAACAGGAACGCAAUCUAGCUUCUCUUUUGUUUAUAAAUCUGCAUCCCUUUUUGUUACCAAAUCGAACAGUCUGUUUACUGAUAGGCGGUACGGAAAUUAAGAAACUGAUGAAUGGUUCGUAUAGGUACUAGUGAACACAAACCAAUCAUCAGUGUUUUUAUUUUCAGUAAUAAAAGUUCAAAAUUCUGUGAAUCAACAAGUUGACAAAUAUAAACAUCGCAAGGCAGAGCCACUUAACCCUGAAUGGGGAUAUCCUUUUUUAUGUAAAUAAUAUAAAUGGCGACACUCAGUGUAUACUCUCCUUCAAUAAGCGUAUAAAGUGCUUCGUAAUGUAGCUUAAUGUUAAUUUCAAUGGUAUCAGAAUAUAGAACAAAUUUUGGAUAUGAGGUGUAUUUAAUAUGAAAUAUUUUUAACGGCUAGGUUUACUUUGCUGGCGGUUUGUAAUAGCGAAAGUACAAAGAUUUGAAUGGGAAUUAAAUAUUAAUAAAUAAAUAGACAUUAGCAGGAAAUUUAUGCAAUAAACAAAUAGUUGAAAAAUAGAAGGAUCAACCUUGUCUACAAGCUGUCAUAGGAAAGUUAUUUGAUACACAAUUCGCAAUUGUGUAUAUUAUUUCAUAUAUUAAUUCAUUGAGAUUCGUAUUAUUUUACGAACAAUGCUUUGUCGGAAAUAUUAACAAGUGAUGUAUGUAAUCGAUGAUAAUUAUUUGAUAACUUUCGCGAAGAAGCUAUAUGGAAAGGAGACGACGAACGAGAAUUUCCCGUCCUUGUCUUAUUGGUUUCUUUUGAUUUACCUCGCUUUUUGUGAAACCGUUCACAAAACAAAGUGUAAAUAUUGUAUAAGAAUUUCUUCACAAGUUUAUUAAAAACAAAGAAAAUUGUAUACUGACUUUAAUUUCGUGGGAAUAUUAUUUAUCUGUUGCCGAUCUAAUUCUAUUAAUAUGAAUAAUUCCUUGGACUACUUGAAAAAUGAAAAUUAUUGUUCUAUAUUUUAUAAUUUGUCCUGCAACAACUCUUCUCAUUUUAAAUUAUUCAUGUUAAUAGAACUGUUGCUUUAUAUUACAUAUCCAUGAUGGUACAUUUGAAUAGAGUUUUUUAGUUAAUCAUUACGUGAGUAGGUGUACAGUUUCACCUGAAAAUGCCCCGAUUAAACUUAAAGCAAAUUUAUAAACUAAAGGAUAAAUAUCCUAGGCUAUAGUUUAAUUUAUCAAUUUGAAUUUUGUCGCAAAAUACUUGAUAAUCUGUUUUUAUGCAAUAAAAUGGAACUUAAAAAUUUAAAUACUUUAUUUAAAUAGUAGUUUUCUCAAACGGUAUCUUAGUCUAAAGAUCUCUCGAGAUAUUUUUUCAUUUGUUAUUAUUUUCAUUUCCGUUACCAUCCUAAUUUUAUAGGGAUCAGCAAAGUAUGUAUUUUUGGUCUUAGUACAAAGUUUUUAUUCGAACAUUUCGUCUGGUUCAUUUGAUAACAAUUAAAUAUAAAUAUGUGAUGUUCAACGAGAAAAGGUACCGUAUGGAAGGCAGUUUCUUACGAUGUAUUGUGCGCAUCUAUAAUAUGAACAAGUGAAACGUCAUAAGCGACUUCCCUUCCGUCAUAAAGUCACUUUUUUCGGGGAACGUCACAUAUACAGGGUGAUAGGGUAAACAGUGUUUAUCCUUGAAAUCAGAUGAUUAGUAGAGUCUGAAAAUACAUAUUAUAUAUUUUUUUAUUAAAAAGUCCUGGUAUAUUUCAAUUUUUACAUUAUCAGCUGUCCGAGUGACGAACAGUGCCGCACCGGCCAAUCGGGGCUUAAAAAUUGAUUAUGAAAAAAAUCAUCAAUAUCAGUUGAAUAUUAAUUGUGAUAAUUAUUGGUGGUAUACGUAUCAACUGUCUACACUAUGCCACCCUGUAUUUAUGUCAUACGAAUAUGUAGAAAUUAUUAGUUAUUCGGCAUUUGUCGUGGCUUCUGUCGACCGCGUUAUCGACACAACUAAAGUUGUACAUGAUGACACGACACAAGACAAUACUUGUCUUGUUUAUUAAUGCAGAAUAUAACAAUACAUGUUUUAUUUAUUUUAAAUAGAGUAAUCUGCUGUUUAAGUUUUGUUGAAAGUAGAGAAUAAAUCAUAAUGGGAUUUUAAGUAAAUUAUGUAAAUACAUAUUCUCCUGCCAUGCAUGACCUCUCGCAGGUGUUGAGUUCUCGUAUAAUGUUUAUUCAUAAACGUAAUGCCAUUUUAUUCAAAGAUCGGAAAAUACCCCGAUGUGUUUAGUGAAUCAUUUAAGUAAGACAUUUUUAUUGCAUGCGUAAGAUGAUUCUUUAUUAUUGGUUUUAUGGUGGUAUGUCGUAUAACACUCGGACCACGCUAUUGCGUAUAACGGUUCGUACGAAUAUUUCGUGUAACGCGCAAUGUUCAUUUAUCCGCUGUGAAAAUCUUUUAAAAUAAGAGAACCACGUGACAUUUCGUGCAAAACAUUCACUAGAACGAAUACGUCGUCGUUUAGGGCCACAAGCAUUGCGAUAGGGCUGUCAUAGGAUGAGAGCUAUUCAAUGUUAUGAAGAUUAAACCAUCAGGUUUAUUUCAACAUGUCUUAAGUCCGUAUUAGGUAUUCCUUUACUUUCAACAAAUCAAAGAUUCGUCGACUGCUUAUGAAUGUGGCUUUUUACUGCAAAGUAAUGUGUAUGUGAUAAACGUAUCUGAGUAAGAUCCAUUUUAUUUUAUUACUGUUAACCCUAGUUUUAUCGUUCGUACUUUGUAAAUAAUAUUAGAUUUUAUAAAGUAUAUUUAAUCUGGUGAUGUUAAGUACACAAAUCUGUAUAUUCCCAAAGAAAGAAAUAUAUGGAACAAUAUGACAAUAUCUGAACGCUUUUUCUAAAAUCUACUUGGUUAUGUUUGAAACCACAGGCACAUAUAAAGACUGUGACGAUUUUAAAGAAAUUACAUUUAAAUAAUUAUUUACGCGCUUAUAUUUCAACAUAUUUUCCAUAUAUUUCUUGUAUGGACAAAAUAAAAUUAAAUUCCUCUUGUCACCAGAUAUGUGGUAUUCAAUAGACUUAAAGUGGCCCUUUAUUUCGCUCUUCCUAAUAGGUGUCGUGUCAGCGUAUUUGUCGUAUUAUAGGUUUGUGUUUGCAUUUACACAAUACAAAACAUAAUAUAAAUAUUAUGAUGUUUCCUUAUUCAAUAGCGAAUGUCAUAUAUAGUUGUUAUCAGAUAUGCAAGUCUGUCAGUAUCAGGACCGAAACAUGCAGAGUAGGUAAAUGCGGAGCGUAUUAUAGCUAAGAAAUUGGAUUAUAUGGAAAAACAUGUUUCGUUGUGUAUGUAGUUUUAAAGAAGUACUUUCUUAUUGAAUUAAUAUUCAGCAGUAUAAUAUUUUCCAUGUGAUCUUUAAAAAAUAACUUUAUAAUUUUUUUUUUGUGGUUUUAGGAAUAUUUUAGCCCAACUGAUAAUUUUUUUCUUUUUUUAACUGCAAUUGAUGCAAAUAUAGUAUAUAUGUAGAAAUUACCUUUUUUCAAAUUGAAUAUUGUAGUAAUUACGUACUUUCUGUAUUAUCUAUUUAAUCCUAAAAACUACUCUAGUAUAAACUGCUCGAUAUCGGUGACUUUUCGCGACUUCGUUUAUAUACGAUCUGUCAUAUUAUUAAAAAUAUACGAUUGACGAAAUGAAAAGAGCAAUCACAUCGGGACGAAUUUCUGCCAUAUAAAUUAACAGGGUUAAAAUUUUAACUUGGAAAUUUUCUUUCGUUACAAAAACUCCAAAAUAUGUUUUUGAUAAAAUCAUCUCCUUAUUUUCAGGCCUAAAUAAUUUGUUUUUGUUUCUAUGAUAUACCAUUAGCAGUGUUUUAUUUGCGGAAUUGCACAGAUCUUUUGCGAGUUCGUUCAUGUUCUGGAACUGAGUUAACUAUUUAAUAGCUAUUGUUAAAAAUACAUAUCAGCUAUCGCGUAAAUCUGACGAUGAAACAUUUGAUCUCUUUCAGGGUGUCCACUGUGUUACGCGUAGUCUUAACACUUGUGUAGUCAGACUCAGUCUCACUCCCCAUGGCUGAAUCAGGCACAUGACACAGUGGACACCUCUGUCGUUUAUCGUUUGAUAACCAUCCCGCCACAUUUUCAAUGAUGGUCAGUGGUCACAUCACGCACACGUCUAGCUAACUUUUUUAUUAUUUUGGGCAUCCGUAAGUUCAGUCAUUGGCGAGGCGAAUUAUUACAUACGUGCGAUGAAUUUGUCAGAAUAUAUUGUAAAUAUACACCGUUUUAUGUAAUAAUUUUAUUUUUAAAUCUGCCAACAUCCACGUAUAUAAUAGCAUCGAGCUGUCAAUUAGAUUUAUACGAUACAUACAUAUAUUCCUUGAAAUAACUUCCCCGUUAAUUAAAUACGUUCUAGGUAAAAGUAGACUGUAAUGACGACUAUUUUUUAUCUGUCUAGGUGGAUGACCAUCAUAAACUAAUUUAUACACAGAUUAAAAUUAAAAUAGAUUACCUAUUGGCAAGUUGUGUAAAAUAAAUAAGUUUACUAUAAUGCUAUUAUUAUGAUGUCACUAGUUAAGUAAGCAAUAUAAAUAUAAGGUAAUACGAAAA